AUGGUCAAAGGUUCAGACGUUCUUCUCAUCCUCAUUGCCAUCCUCUUCCCUCCCGCCGCCGCUGCUUUCCUCACAGGUUGCAGCUGCGACCUCCUUAUCAACAUCCUCCUCACGAUCUUCGGAUACAUUCCUGGACACAUUCAUGCCUUCUGGCUCAUCUACAAGAAGAUGAAGGCCGAGGAACGUUACGGACAUGGUGGCUUCCGCUACGUAGGGAACGGUACCUACGAGCCCAUCAAUGCUGGCGGAGUGCAGCAGCCGUACUAUGGCGCAACAUCCAAUUAA
Molecule: messenger RNA, 285 nt
Organism: Mycena citricolor
Lineage: Eukaryota; Fungi; Basidiomycota; Agaricomycetes; Agaricales; Mycenaceae
Source: the annotation of a GenBank genome assembly